CGGUAUUCGGAAGGCGAACGUCGGCGGUCUCUGCACCUCCAGUCGGCAGCAGCGGCCGGUCGGCCCUCGUUUUUUUCUUUUUUAAAACCACGGCUUGUGAUCUCCGGGAGUCCGGAGCAUGGUCCCGGGUCACCGCUGGUGGAACGAGGACGCCGAGAGGGAGGGAGGAUGGUGGGCUGGAGGGUGGCGGUUCUAUGUUUGUGGGUCUCCUGCGGCUCUGCAGCGGGACAGCUCGAAUACUCCGUGUCGGAGGAGACCGAACGGGGCGUAGCCGUAGGCAGUGUUGCCCAGGACUUGAAGCUGUCAGCGGCCGCUUUGUCCUUGCGGAACUUUCGCUUCCUUUCCAGCCACGGCGAGCCCUACUUCGAGGUCGAUCUGGCCAGCGGAAGCUUGGUGGUCAGAGAGCCGGCGGAUCGCGAACGGCUGUGCGGGGACAAAGCUGCCUGCGUCCUGACCUAUGAGCUGGUACUGGAGGACCCGCUGGAGCUGCACAAGAUUCACGUUCACGUCCUGGACACCAACGACAACUCGCCUCACUUCCCUGCCGGCGACGUGCAGUUGCACAUUCCCGAGUUCCUGAUGCCCGGAGCCCGUUUUACUCUCCGUAAUGCCCAAGAUGCCAACGAGGGAAGCAAUGGGGUGCUAAGCUACAGCCUGAGCCCCAGCCAGCACUUCCGCCUGGACAUGGGGUCGGCGCGGGUCGACGGCAGCGAAUACCCGGAGUUGGUAUUGGAGAAAGGGCUGGAUCGGGAGCAGCGUGCCACCCACCGGCUGGUGCUCACCCGGGACGGCGGGCCGCCGGCGCGCUCCGGAGACGCACAAGUCAACGUCGUCGUGGUGGACACAAACGACAAUGCACCUGUAUUUGAGCGCUCAUUAUACCGCACCAAGGUGCCAGAGACUGCACCCAACGGGACUGUGUUAUUCCGAGCUCAAGCCUUGGACCCGGAUGAAGGCUCCAAUGGGGAAAUCCGGUACUCCUUAAGCAAUAGCACGCAGGCAAAGCUGCGACACCACUUUCACGUGCACCCUAGAAAUGGGGAAGUGCGGGUAGCUGCUUCACUAGGUCCGCCUGAAACGCUGUUGGAGGCAUACAUCGAGGCGAGGGAUGAAGGCGCCUUCGGUCUAGCCAGCACCGCCAAACUGCUGGUGGAAGUGACUGAUGUGAACGAUCACGAUCCCGAGGUGAACCUCCCCACUUUCUCCAGUCCAGUUUCCGAGGACCCCGCCGCUGGCACAGUGAUUGCUCUCAGUGUAAGGGAUGAGGACCUUGGUCCCAAUGGUAAGGUCGUUUGUAGCAUGUCCACUGGAGGCCCUUUUAAGCUGAAGGCUUCCUUUGAAAAAUACUACAGCUUGCUGACUGAUGGGCCGUUGGACUGGGAGCAGGUCAGUGAAUACCAGGUCCUGAUCACCGCCUUAGAUGGUGGCUCGCCCCCACUUAGCACCCGCAGGACACUGACUGUGUCAGUUGCUGAUGUGAACGACAAUACACCAAACUUUCCUCAACCGAAACAGGAACUUCUCGUGGCUGAAAACAAUGGCCCUGGGGCCUCCCUAGGAUGUGUGUUUGCCCUGGACCCAGAUCUGGGGAAGAAUGGCAUUGUCUUUUAUGAGCUGUUGGAUAUUAUCUCUGAAGGGCAGGCAGCCUCUAACUUGGUGGCAGUAGAUUCCUCCAGUGGGGCUAUCACUGCCAAAAUUUCCUUUGACUUUGAGCAGCUCAGGGAGUGUCACUUCCAAGUGGAAGCCCAGGACGGUGGCAUUCCUCCCAGAAGUGCAACAGCGACUGUGAACUUGUUUGUGGUAGACAGGAACGACAAUGCUCCAGUCAUCUUGUUUCCCUUGCCCAGAAAUGGCUCUGUCCCAGUGGAAAUUGUGCCCCGCUCUGCCAGAACAGGACACGUGGUCACAAAAGUGGUAGCAGACAGUGGCUCCAAUGCUUGGCUUUCUUACCACAUCUCUCAGGCUUCUGACUUGAGCCUUUUUAGAAUUUCAGCCAAUAUGGGAGAGCUCCAUACUGCUCGCUUAGUUCUUCCCACUGAUGCAGUUAAACAGAGGGUGGUGGUAGUGGUUCGGGACCAUGGAGACCCAUCACUUUCCACCUCUGUCACACUGGGCAUUCUGUUGAGCAACUCUGUCCCUCGGGUCCUUCCAGACUUUGAAGAUGGCUGGGAAAAAGGCGGGCACCUUUCUGCCCAGAACCUGUAUUUAGUAAUUGCCCUGGCCUGUAUUUCCUUUUUAUUUCUGGGGUGCUUACUUUUCUUUGUGAGUAGCAAGCUGAGCCAGGUCCCAGGUUGUUGCUCUCAGAGCUGCUGUCGCUCUCCAGAGGAGUUGAGAUAUGGGAGCAAGAUGGCUUCGAAUCCUUGCAUGACAUCUGCCACAAUAGAUGUCACUACAGUCGAAAGACUUUCUCAGACCUAUCUCUGUUGGGCCUCUGUGGGACUUGGUUCUGACAAUAACAGUUUGCUGUUGCGUGGGGAAUACAGUGCUGCUGACCUGAGAAAUUUGGCCUCUGGGGUAGGACUGAAUGUGCCAAUAUCCUGUAUUCAGAUUCACAAUAGGAAAGGGGAUCAUGCAAAUGUCAAGGCCGUGGUAAGCAAAUUUUAUGGGAUAUGAUUCCCUUGACCAGGAAAUGACCACUAGCUACUGAAAUGUUUCUUAGAUGAGCCUUUGGCAACAUUUAAUCCAAUGAAUUGAAAGCUCCUGCUUAGCAUCAGCUGUGCUAAGGAUUCUGGGAAGAUAUAGGUGUUAAAAGAGACUGACCUUGGC
Messenger RNA from Lipotes vexillifer (Yangtze River dolphin), 2766 nucleotides. RefSeq names its product protocadherin alpha subfamily C, 1 (gene PCDHAC1). Gene Ontology annotation, molecular function: calcium ion binding. Gene Ontology annotation, cellular component: plasma membrane. NCBI's taxonomy places the organism in Eukaryota, Metazoa, Chordata, Mammalia, Artiodactyla, Lipotidae. Gene Ontology annotation, biological process: homophilic cell-cell adhesion. The record is from RefSeq and is a predicted model, not a curated record.